Messenger RNA from Homalodisca vitripennis (glassy-winged sharpshooter), 661 nucleotides. RefSeq names its product serine/threonine-protein kinase 40-like. The transcript is spliced from 4 exons. Bases 170 to 661 code for a protein of 163 amino acids. The record is from RefSeq and is a predicted model, not a curated record. Lineage: Eukaryota; Metazoa; Arthropoda; Insecta; Hemiptera; Cicadellidae.
GAAUAAUUAGCCAUACCUGUUGUAUUCUGUUGGGAAGCCCCAAACUUUUACUCACAGUUAGUUAUCAGUGAGCAACAGGAGAGCCGAUCUGGUGUUCACUUACACAGGUAGUCAUGUCAGAGGAGUACACACCUUGAUGGACUUCUGAUAAGAUCAAUGUAGGAAGAUAAUGGAACCUUCAGGAAGAAAAUUGGUGUGUCGUCGAAGGGUAGCAAUGUUUCAAGCGAAUCCAUCUGAAAAUGAUCAGCCCUCUCAAGAAACUGACGGACCAUCAACAAGUUCAAGUGAUUCUUCACAGCAAGUGCCAUCAGAUUCAGAUGUGGUUCCACCAAGUUCCUGUAACCAACGCAACUUCUCAGUACCACCAGAAGGCACACCGGUACCGACUAACAUUGUCAAGAGAGCUGGUCCGUUUCUGCUGGGGCCCACCCUUGGCAAUUCCCCAGUUAAAAGUAUAGUCCAGUGUCUGGCACGUCAAGAGGGUACGGAUGACUUUUAUACGCUUAAAAUUCUCACACUGAAAGGAGAUGGAGAAGUGGAGACCCAAGACGAGAGACAAGGCAAGAUGUUGUUACAUACUGAGUACUCGCUGCUGUCAUUGCUGUCUAACCAGGAGGAUGUUGUUCAUCAUCAUGGCUUUUUCAAGGUUAAUUUAGAAUGA